AUGGAUGAUCGUGAUAGCGAUGCUGGUUGCAACAGUAUUGCUGGUUUUAGAAUCUCUUCAACAGCACAAAGAAGAGAAGAAGUAGAUGCACUGCUCAAUUGGAAAGCAACUCUCCAAAACCAGACUGAGUCUUAUUUAUCAUCAUGGACACUUUCUCCUAGUAAUACAAGCUCUAGCUCAAACCCAUGCAGCUGGAUAGGGAUCAGUUGCAACGUCGAGGGAAGUGUCACCAGCAUAAAUCUAACAAGUUUCGGCUUGAGAGGUACACUUGAUUACUUCAACUUCACAUCCUUCCCCAACCUAUCUAUUCUUGCUCUCGCUUAUAACUCACUUUUUGGAGAUAUACCUUCUCAAAUUGACAACCUUUCCCAACUCACCAUUCUCAAUCUGGCUUUCAAUCAAUUCACUGGAAAUAUUCCUCAAGAAGUAGGGAAGUUGAUGAAACUCAAUGUAUUAAGCUUCUCAAAUAACCUUCUCUUUGGUUCCAUUCCUUCUGCCAUUGGAAACUUGACAAAUCUUUCAUUACUAUACCUUGCCAACAACCAGCUAUCUGGCUCCAUCCCACCAGAGCUUGGAAAGUUGAAAUCUCUCACUGAGCUUCGCUUGAAUUUAAACAACUUGAGGGAUUCAAUUCCUGCGUCUUUGGGUGGUUUGGUUGGCCUAAAGGUUUUGUCACUCUAUGGAAACCAGUUGUCUGGUCCAUUACCUACGGAGAUCAAUAAUCUCACCAACUUGACACUAUUCUUUUUGUCAAACAACAGCAUAUCUGGAUUUUUACCAGAAAAUAUAUGUCAUGGUAACAUACUUGAAGAUUUUUGUGCAAGUAAUAACAGAUUUACAGGAACUGUUCCUAAAGGCUUGAAAAAUUGCACAAGCCUAACAAGACUCCGACUUGAUAGGAACAACCUCAUUGGGAAUAUAUCUGAAGACUACGGUAUAUACCCAGUGCUUGAUUACAUUGAUUUGAGCUACAACAAUUUUCAUGGUGAGAUUUCUCCAAACUGGGGAAAGUGUCAACUUCUAACAAGCUUAAAAAUCUCCAAUAAUCAAAUUAUUGGAGAGAUAACACCAGAGCUUGGAGAAGCUUCACGUUUGCAUGUGCUUGACCUUUCUUCAAAUAAACUUGUGGGAAAAAUUCCCAAGGAGUUGGGGAAGCUGAAAUCACUGUUCAACCUUACUUUGAGCAGUAACAAACUUUCUGGCACCAUUCCUUCAGAACUCGGAAGUUUACCCGAUUUGGCCUAUCUUAAUCUAGCAUCAAACAACCUAAGUGGUCCAAUACCUAAACAGCUAGGUGACUGCUCAAAAAUGUUGUACUUAAAUUUGAGCAACAACAAUUUUUUUGAAGGCAUUCCCAUUGAAAUUGGCAAUUUGUUGUCUCUGCAAGUUCUGUUAGAUCUUAGCAGGAAUGAACUCACUGGGGAAAUUCCAUGGCAACUUGGAAACCUGGUCAAAUUGGAAAUACUGGAUAUUUCUCACAAUGAGCUUAAUGGUUCCAUCCCUUCCUCCUUCAAUGGAAUGCAGAGCUUGACGUUGGUUGAUAUAUCCUACAACGAGUUGGAGGGUCCUAUUCCUAACAGCAAAGCCUAUCAAGAAGCACCAAGUGAAGCAUUUACACAUAAUAGAGGCUUGUGCGGGAACCAUACCGGGUUGAUGAGUUGUACCCCUCCUGUGAAAGAUGAGAAAAAGCGCAAUCAUGCAGCUUUUUUUAUCAUUAUCCUUGUGCCUACAGCUGCAUUCAUUUUGACCAUUAGUAUUGGUUUGCUUCAUAUAUUGAGAAGAGAAAGGAAAAAGGAAGAUGGCGAGCUGAGAGAUUCACGCAAGGAAAAUUUAUUUUCAGUUUGGAGCUAUGAUGGGAAAUUAGUGUAUGAAGAUAUUAAGGAAACAACGGAAGGUUUUAAUGCUAAGUACUGCAUUGGGGUAGGGGCAACUGGAAGUGUUUUUAAAGCAGAGCUGUCAACAGGUCAGGUUGUAGCCGUGAAGAAGCUACAUUAUGAAAUGUUGGAAGAUCAUAAGACUUUCGAGAGUGAGAUUCUGGCACUGACGAAGGUACGUCAUCGAAACAUUGUGAAGCUUCAUGGUUUCUGUGCACAUGCUCAAGAAUCAUUUUUGGUAUAUGAAUACUUGGAAAGAGGAAGCAUAGCUAAAAUCCUAACUAGUGAGCAAGCAAAGGAGUUGGAUUGGAUAAAAAGGAUCAAUAUUGUUAACGGGAUUGCUAAUGCUCUCUACUAUAUGCAUCAUAAUUGCACCCCACCAAUAAUUCAUCGAGACAUAUCGAGCAAUAAUAUAUUGUUGGAUUCAAAUUAUGAAGCUCAUGUUUCUGACUUUGGCACUGCUAGACUUGUGAAGCUUGAUUCAUCUAACUGGACAGGGCUUGCUGGAACAUAUGGAUACAUUGCUCCAGAGCUAGCUUACACAAUGAGGGUUACUGAGAAAUGUGACGUGUAUAGCUUUGGGAUAGUGACUCUAGAAAUAAUUAUGGGACAUCAUCCUGGUGAUCUGAUAUGCUCUCUUUCAACUUCUUCACCGUCAACAUCUUCACCAUCAACAUUGUCAUCUUUGCCAUCAAAUGCCUACAGUAUGCUGUUGAAGGAUGUGUUGGACAAGAGACUAGCAACUCCUGAUGCAGAAUUGGCUGAUGAAGUAGUCACAAUUGCUAGACUGGCAUUCUCAUGCAUUAGUGCUAAUCCACAAGUUAGGCCAACAAUGCAGCAUGUAUGUCAAGGGUUAUCAACUCAUAGGCAAUCUUUCUCUGAGUCAUUUGACAUGGUGACAUUGAGACAGCUGUUGAAUCUUGAGGUUUGAUAAGAGUAAAAGAGGCCAAU
Messenger RNA from Quercus lobata, 2825 nucleotides. RefSeq names its product MDIS1-interacting receptor like kinase 2-like. NCBI's taxonomy places the organism in Eukaryota, Viridiplantae, Streptophyta, Magnoliopsida, Fagales, Fagaceae. Gene Ontology annotation, biological process: protein phosphorylation. The transcript is spliced from 3 exons. The coding region runs from base 1 to 2805 and encodes 934 amino acids. Gene Ontology annotation, molecular function: ATP binding; protein binding; protein kinase activity. The record is from RefSeq and is a predicted model, not a curated record.